UUAAAGAUUGUCUCACAAUAACAAGUCGUGACAGUUCCAAAUUACACUAUUCAACCCUCGUAAACAAAGCCCCAGAAAUCCCCCAAUUCUUCCAAUUCACAGCCCUAAAGCCCUUCACCAGUAGUUCCCACUUUUCUCUUUAGUUCAUCUACGCAAAAAUUUUGUCUACAAUUCCUCUUUAUGUUUCGUUUGAAUUAAUUCAGGGUUAAUCAAGUUGAUUACAAGUAUAGCUAGCAGUUUUGUAAAACUAUUACACUCACAACUUCAAGUUAGGCUAUCAGAUUAAUUUCUUCACCAAAAGUUUCGACGAAAACUUUGAAACUCUGUAGAAUUUGAUUUCUAAUUAUAAUCUGUCGAUUAAGAUUAAUAAUUAAUGGCUCGAAGUGUGUCGCGUUCGCCAUCAUAUAGGCGGCGACGUUCUCCGUCUCCGGUGAGUCACCGCCAUAGCCGCCGUAGUAGAAGGGACCGCAGCCGUUCACCUCACAGCCGGCGAAGAAGUCGCUCAAAUUCCCUACGUCGUCGUAGAAGCCGUUCGCCAACAAGACGUCGAAAGAGCCGUUCUCCAAUAGCACGCCAUUACAGGAGAAGAAGAAGUAGGAGUUCCUCGCAGUCUCUUCACAAGUCCCGCAGUCCAAGUGUUGCAUCAGUUGAGCGUAAGGAGGCUUUAAAGAGGCAGAAAAAGGAAGAAGAUGAAGAAAAAAAAAGGAUCCAACAUGAAAUUCAGCUCAAGCUACUAGAAGAAGAGACCACUAAGAGGAUUGAAGAAGCUAUACGCAAAAAUGUUGAGGAGAGGUUAAAUUCAGAAGAAGUUAACUUAGAAAUCAAAAGGCGCAUCGAUGAAGGUCAAAAGAAGUUGUUUGAUGAUGUUGUUGCUCAGCUUAAGAAAGAGAAGGAAACAGCUCUUAUGGAGGCAAGGCAAAAAGAAGAACAAGCACGGAGAGAAAGGGAGGAGCUUGAUAAGAUGCUUGAAGAGAACAGAAGGAGAGUGGAGGAGGCUCAGAGGAAAGAAGCUCUAGAGCUCCAGCGUAAAUUGGAGGAACGUCAGCGCGAACUGGAGCUGAUUCAGAGACAUAAGGAAGAGGCCGCUAGGAGAAAGAAACUUGAAGAGGAAGAGGAGCGAGCCAAUCAAAUACUUAUGGCUAAGAAUAAAUCUCGGCCUAGGACAUCCUCUGCCGUUGGCCUUUAAUCUUUGGUUGCAGACAUCUAUGUUAAAUUUAUCGAAUUUUCAAGUCGGAGCUUUCUGAAUGUACUAUCAAUCAUUGAAUUGUUGAAAUUUUAAUAUUAAAUAGGGUUUCCCUUUGCUUCA
Molecule: messenger RNA, 1306 nt
Organism: Amaranthus tricolor (Joseph's coat)
Lineage: Eukaryota; Viridiplantae; Streptophyta; Magnoliopsida; Caryophyllales; Amaranthaceae
Exons: 4
Coding region: 374-1186 (270 amino acids)
Cellular component (GO): mitochondrion; nucleoplasm
Molecular function (GO): cadherin binding
Source: RefSeq, a predicted model, not a curated record